AUGCCUCCGCCGCGAUCAUCGUCCCCCAAGAAAAGUGGAAUUACUGGUACAGCAAGGAAAAGCAAUGGAGUGGACAUCUUCUCACGCAAAAGUCUGGAACCACAAUCGCAGGAUCUUAAGGAUAUUGAAAAUACGCCGAUAGUAACACCUACGCCCACUGCACGAUCCAGCCGAUUUAGCUCCAGCCCUGAUAAAUCCCCUCUGCGCAAUAUCAUUCCCAACCUGACAGACACGAAGGCAAAAUCGAGGCUUAGUCUGCACGAAAUUGAACAACUCCCUAGCGAAAUUGCAGCUUCAAUAGAAGACGAUGAAUCGGAGCGAUAUCAACGACCGACAGAAGAAAGAGAUGCCGCGCCACUUCUAGAUGAUACCUACAUUCCUAUUGCCGAUGAUGAUUAUGAUGAUGGUCGUCCUGGAAUAUAUGAUGAAGCUGAAGCUGAGGUGGAAGCAGUGGGAAGGCCACAAUCUGAAGAACUUGGUACCCCAAUUCAGCAAAUCAAUCAAAAGUCAGACAAUGUAGAACAGCCGUCUGAGCUUCAGCAGUCAUGGCUGCCAGCUCAAAACCAGGCAAAUUCGCGGAAAAAGAGGAAAGCCGAUGCACUUGAACAAGAUGGUGAUGCACUGGCUUCUCCGACGCCGGUGAUAAUCCAUAAAACUAACCGGAAAGCAGUGCAUGUGCCAACAGUCAAUAAGAAGACUAGCCUUGUUACUGAGAAACCGAUGUCAUCCAAGGUCCAGGGGAAACAGGCACUGAGAGAAAUGGACACGAACACUAAAAUGUCGGUCCAACAGGAGAAUGAAUUGGACAAAAUCAUCGAGAAGGUAAAAGCACGUCCUAAUCCUCCAAGGUCACUGUAUAUUUUGCGACGCGAAACACCCGCGGACGAGAGCGUAACUCACACAAGAAGCGGUCGGGUCAGCGUGAAGCCGCUGGCAUACUGGCGCAACGAAAGAUGUGUUUUCGGGGGUAGUCCUGGUGGAGCCAGUAUACAGAAUGGUGCCCGUUUCCCGUUGAAUAGCAUCAAGGAAAUUGUGCGCAUCGAGGAAUCUGCCGCGCAAGCAACAAAGAAGAGAUUCAAGUCCAAAAAGACGUCUGGGUCUUCCAAAGCAAAAAGUCGCAAACAAGCAGUUGAGGAUUCUGAAAGCUCAGAAUCCGAUGUUGAGGACUCGCCCAGGGAAGACCCAGAGGCCGAACCAUGGGAAACGGAAAGUGGAACGCUUCGUGGUACAGUGUCAAUGUGGGAUCAAGACCUGCAAGUCCCCACGGAACAGGAGGUAGAAAUUGAGAUCGCACAUGCCCCGGGGGCCAUAGUGACUCGUGAAGUCAAGGGCUCGGCGCUACAUGAAGGCACAACAUUCCGGUACGCGAAAUUACUCAGCACCUCAUUCUUUGGAACUGGCAUUGUAGAGUUGCCACCUGGCGGCCUCAAGAGACCCAAGAACAGCCGAAAAAUGCAUAUGGGAUUCUUUGUGGUGAAGGGGAGGGUCACGGUUCGUGUUGGACCCACUGAUGAUGACGAAUCAGGAACUGCAAACCGCUUCAGCAUUGGGAAGGGAGGCUUUUGGCAGGUUCCAAGAGGUAACCAAUACUCCAUUGAGAACGAGCUUGAUAAGCCUGCUCGAAUAUUUUUCAGUCAGGGAUGCGAACCGGUGCCUCCAGAAAUGGAUGAAUACUAG
Exophiala aquamarina CBS 119918 is the source of this 1677-nucleotide messenger RNA. RefSeq lists its product as uncharacterized. Bases 1 to 1677 code for a protein of 558 amino acids. Lineage: Eukaryota; Fungi; Ascomycota; Eurotiomycetes; Chaetothyriales; Herpotrichiellaceae. The transcript is spliced from 2 exons. Gene Ontology annotation, molecular function: centromeric DNA binding. Gene Ontology annotation, biological process: kinetochore assembly; attachment of mitotic spindle microtubules to kinetochore; spindle attachment to meiosis I kinetochore. The record is from RefSeq and is a predicted model, not a curated record. Gene Ontology annotation, cellular component: kinetochore.